CUUAUCUCAUACACUUAUUGGUCAACCGCCAUGUCGAUCAAACGUUCCAUCAAGUUAGUUCGCUUUCGUUUUUGGAUGAUUCUUUUGCCUGUCCCAUCACCCUUAAAAUUAUAUUUUAAAACGAGAAUAAUUUUGUUUUAAAUGUUCUUUUAUCAGUAGUACUACAUAUUAGCAGUUGAACCGGUACGAAUCCUUUCUUCAUGAUGUUGCUGAUGAAGAGGGUGGCGGCCUAGGUCACGUGAUGUUUAUCCUAGCAACCGAGAGAAGCUCGGCUCAGCGACACCUUAUUGAAAGAGUAAACAGAAGUGGCUGAUUAUAUACAGGUCAACGUUAAAAUUACUAACAGGAUUCCUGAAACAAUUAGUCUACGAAGAAAAUGAUUGCCAUAGGAGACUUCAAGCACCACAGCAGAAAUACUUUGCGAGCCCUGGCCUUAAAUACAACCAUUUAAAAUGAGCCGACUUUAUAAAACAAUUGAGCCCAGUGUCAUUGAUGAUGAAAUGCUUGAAGAGGCAGUGGAGAAACAGGGACCGCCAGGAAGAGCUGGGCAAAUAGCCCAGUUAGAAGGAAUUGAAUUCAAAGAUGUAAAACAUCUUCAACUGGAUUACCGAAAUAUACUGAAGAUUGAUAAUCUGUGGCAGUUCAAAACACUGACCAAACUGCAGUUAGACAAUAACGUAAUUGAAAAAAUUGAGGGACUGAACACUCUGACCAACCUCGUGUGGCUCGAUUUGUCCUUUAAUAACAUUGAGAUAAUUGAAGGCUUGGAUGAACUGGUUAAGCUGGAAGACCUCAGUCUGUACAGUAACAGAAUUUCCAAAAUUGAAAAUAUGGACUCAUUAGUAAACCUGCAAAUCUUCUCUAUUGGAAAAAAUCACAUCGAUAAACUGGAAAAUAUUAUCUAUCUCAGAAGAUUUAAAAGGCUGCGCACACUAAACCUAGCUGGCAAUCCAAUGUGUGAAGAUGAGCAGUAUAGCAUGUACAUUCCUGCCUACCUGCCUACACUGAUGUAUCUGGAUUUCAGAUUAAUAGAAAAGACUACAAAAGAAAUUGCUUUAGAAAAGCAUCACAGUGCUGUUGCAAAUUUGAUGUACCAUGAAGACAUAGCAUUUAAAAAGCUCGAGAAGAUAAGGUUACAAGAGGAGGAACUGGCUCUACAUAAGGCCGCCUAUGUAGAAUAUUUGAAUGGACCUGGUCUGUUUAACACAAUGUUCUCAGAAGAUCCUGAAGCACCAAAGCUUUUAAUGUUACCUGGAGUGACCGAAUUUGUGGACAUAUACAAGGCUGAAUUCACCAACAUUUGCCAGAAGCUCUUCACACAUGGGCUGAAAGGGUAUGAAAAACGUCAGAAGGAACUGGAACAUUUUUUGGAAUGCCUCCGAGAAGCAAUUGAAGAAAACCAGCAAAAAGGAGUAAAGGUUAUCAAAGAAUUUGAAGAGAAGAAUAAAGAGCAAUUUAAUGAAAUACAACAUAUGAGUGAUUCUCAACUUCUGGAAAUUCGGAUCAAAGAAUUCAGAGUCGAAGUCAAUCAGCUGUGGAACAAACUGAUGAGCCUAGAGAUGCAACUGGUUGACCAACUGGAGGAAACAAUGAGCAAUUUUGAACGAAAUGUUUCAGAAAUUGUUACAACUUAUGUUGAAAAUGUACAAGCUCUAAUAGCUCAGUGCCGAGACCUAGAAAAUCGUUACAAUGAGAAUAUAUUGGAAAUCGCUAUGACUAGUUACGACAAAAUGGGAAAAAAUGAAGGGGAAGAGGAAAUGCCAGAAGAACUCAGAGCACUCUUUGUAGAUAAAGAUACAGUAAUCAACACAGUUAAUGCAUCACAUGACAUGCACCUGCUUAAGAUUGACAACCAAGAAGACAAGAUGGUGACGAAGGCAAAUGGCUGGGCUGCGGAUGUGAUUGAAAUGCUGCACACAGAUGAAAUAAAUCGCAACCGUAAACGAGUUUUAGAAAUUAACAUCUAUGUCAGCCACUGGCGGGAUGAGCUGGAUUUCCUGGAGCUCCAGGACAUGAACUAAUUUUUACGUAUAACAUUAAGAGGGAGAGGUUGUACAAUAUGACUUUCAGAUCCUUGUGCUCCUGUUCUACGUAGGCUCUAAGAUAAUCAGAUUUAACGUGGGUUAAAGUUUUUAAAUUGUUCACCCAUCCCCAGGUAUGGUCUGUCUACUCUCAUCACUUUUCCACUCUGUAAUUAUUGGAACCCUUAAGAGACAUUUAUUUACGUAGUGCCUUUAAUGUAAUGGAGACUUAAUAGUUUCCUUUUAAUGUCUCCACUGCACCUGAUGGGGCAAAAUAGCCUCAUAGCCAGAGCUAUCCUUUUUCUGGGAAUCCCUCAUUUUAUUGGAGUUGACCUCAAACUGUAAUUCUUUCAGCAAAUUAACAUUUGUUAUUAUGCUACAAACAAACAUUCGCUACCUCACAUGUACAUCAUUUCCUUUAAUUUAUUUUUUCCUAGUGCUCUUUCUACAUUUUACAAGAAUUUCAAAUGCAAACUUAGUACUUUCUUACAAUUUUAACCCUUUUUUCCUUCUUCUUGCAGCAUUGUUGGAUCCCUAAAUUGUGAGCCAUUUUGUUCUAAGGCAGGACUGUGCAUAUUUUAAAAUAUGACAUUGAUGUAUGAAGAAAACUCCACACAGAAUGUGAAUUAACUAAAAUCAAUACUAUAUAUAAAAAAACUUUAUUUAUUAAAAUGCCUUCAUUCUCUUUUCUCAAACGAUAUAUUUUACUUUGCAGCUUUUAGUGCUAUUUUGGAUACAUAUGUGUAUUGACAUUUGUUAUUUUGUUUGCUUUAUAAAAAGAUGUUAAUUUAGGGAAAAGUGCGGGAAUGAUGAUGAGGACAUUGGACUGGAAAUCAGUGGCCCAGGUCAAUGUCCUCAGGAUGGAUGUGGACAAUAGCUGGUGAAA
This is a messenger RNA of Chiloscyllium plagiosum (whitespotted bambooshark), 2907 nucleotides long. The record is from RefSeq and is a predicted model, not a curated record. NCBI's taxonomy places the organism in Eukaryota, Metazoa, Chordata, Chondrichthyes, Orectolobiformes, Hemiscylliidae.